Neocloeon triangulifer is the source of this 753-nucleotide messenger RNA. RefSeq lists its product as uncharacterized. The record is from RefSeq and is a predicted model, not a curated record. The coding region runs from base 60 to 680 and encodes 206 amino acids. The transcript is spliced from 4 exons. Lineage: Eukaryota; Metazoa; Arthropoda; Insecta; Ephemeroptera; Baetidae.
AGCAAUGAUAUAAAAAGGUCCUCACUGCAAAUAACAUCAGUUGCAUUCGGGCCCCAGCGAUGAAUCUGUUAUUCUGGAGCAUCGUUAUUUUAGAGAUUGCAGUUGCAUUUUCAGAUGAAAAUCAUGGCAUUGUUGGUCUCUCCCAUUCGACCAAGAAAUAUCACGAAUUUCGGGACACUUGCAAGAGAAGCGAUGAUUGUAAAAAAGCAGAUUGUAAAUGUACUCAGUUGAGGCAAACUGAAACGUUGAACAUUCAUCCUGAAACUCUGCAGGAGGGUUGUGAAGAACCGCCGACAUUGAUUUCGAGUAGCUACUGCAAUUUGUUGACGUCAGACGGAACCGAGUUUGGCAUGAAAUUCAUUCUUGAGAAGUACGAAAACUGUGGUGAAAGUUCACCAGAAAUACAAAUCGAAUCUGUAAAAAUCGUUCUCAAUCCAGAGAAAUGUCGUUGUCUCUGCGGAACGUUUAUCACUAAAUUAGCCAGCAUUGAAGAUCCGAACUCCGCAAAAUCUUUCAUUUUUGAAGAAAGUUGCAAAUACAGUAAGAAGGCAAAAAGGGAAUUUAUAUUUCCUAAUCUUGGUAUAUCUAAUUCGGCGGAAACAUUUGCAUCUGUGGCAUUCCUACCAUGUGGCUCCUCACAUGGUUCACAUGCAACUACAGCAUCCUGCCAACUUCCUUAAGUUUUUAAUUUGUUUUAAUUAAAUAUGUGACAAAAGCUACUUAUCAAUAAAUGAUCACCAUGCAAAAUAUAUA